ACAAAUCCCGUGUUGUCGAGUCAGUUCCGAGCAUCAGACGCAGGAUACCUCGUCAAAGAAUAUUUUAUUUCUUAAAUUUUCAAAAACCCAAUUGCGAAGAUGAAUAGAUUAUUUGGAUCAUCAAAGGCGAAAGUUCCUCCGCCGAAUAUGUCAGAUUGUAUAAAAAACGUUGAUUCAAGAACAGAUUCUAUAGAAAAAAAAAUAAACAAACUGGAUAUGGAGCUUAAGAAAUACAAAGAUCAGAUGAAGAAAAUGAGGGAUGGUCCAUCCAAGAACAUGGUAAAACAAAGAGCAAUGCGUGUUCUCAAGCAAAAGAAAAUGUAUGAACAACAGGCAGAUAAUCUUCGUAACCAAUCAUUUAACAUGGAACAAGCUAACUAUGCUACACAGACGCUCAAAGACACCAAGACCACCAUGGAUGCAAUGAAGCUUGGUGUGAAGUCAAUGAAGAAGGAGUUCAAGAAUGUUGACUUAGAUAAAAUAGAUGAUUUGCAAGAUGAUAUGGAAGACAUGCUGGAACAAGCGAAUGAAGUCCAGGAAAUGAUGUCCAGGAGUUACGGAAUGCCUGAGAUUGAUGAUGAUGAUUUAGAAGCAGAACUAGAUGCCCUUGGUGAUGAGAUGCUCUUUGAUGAUGACAGUUCUUACCUGGACGAGGCAAUCUCGGCACCUGCCGCCCCAGACACCGAGCUUGGAGCAGACUCGGUCGCUUCUAAGGAUGGUGUUCCUGUCGAUGAGUUUGGUUUACCACAAAUUCCUGCAUCGUAAGGCAGUUUGGAGCAGGAUGUUUCUAAAUUCUGAGGAAUGUCAUGAAUUUUAUACAUAAUUUAUACAUAGACCAACCAUUUGAAAACCAUCUGAGAGAGAACUAGGACAUGGAAUGAACAGUUACCAAUAAAUAUUGAUUGGUGACAAUUUAUAAUUUUACUUGAAGGCUAAUACAGAUUUAAGUACACAUUUACAAACGAAGUUUUCGUCAUCUCGAAAGCUCCGAUGAGGGCAGUAUAUAAUAGAGUCUGUAGAGUAUAUUUACACUAACAGCCGCCCAUACAAAAAAGAUAAUUAUUUAUCAGCCGAGUGUUGCUAGAGCUCCUGAGGCAGUAGAGUAUAUUGGCUCUAAUGGCUGCCCAUACAAGAAAGAUCUAUCAAUCAACCAGAUUAAUCAUCAGCCGAGUGUUUCUAGAGCUCCUCAUCAGAGCUAAAAACCAUUGAUGUUAAUAUAAUUGAUAAACACCAUUAAAAGAUAUUUGGCAAAUAAUCGGCAUCAUACAAUUUCAAAUUUUCUUUACGGUAAUUACACAGCCCAUUUUUGAAAAUAUAUUUAUUUAGUGCAUUUUCAAUUUUUAAUUAAUUUAAACUGUUUCAGUAGCGAUUUUUUAAAAGAAAUACAGAGAAGUUGACUUGGUUCAAGUUCUGAAUUGUUGGCAACAAAUUGAAGAAUGGGUGUAGCAAUUUAACCAAAACGAUGUGGCUAGAGUAAUAAACCAGGAUUUACUUAACAUUUUGAUUUUAUUUGUUAUUUUUAUGAUACCUUAUAAGACAAAGCCCCAGUCCUGUAUAGAUACAUAUGCCAUUGUUUUAAGAUUCAAAAUAUUUCACUGAUUAUACUUUAUUAUUAUGACACCUUAGUUUGUGUCUGUUUUGUAAUUGUGGGUGUGUUAGCAGUAGUUAGCUUAUUUUAUUUUUUUUUAGUUCAACUUUUGGAUUUGUAAUGUCGAUGUCAUGAGACCACUUGGUACUAUGUGAAUUUGAAAAUUAUUGAAAGGCAGCAUAAUGUUCUUCAUUUUGCUUUAUUUUCCAAAAAAACACAACAUUGAAUCAUAGACUAUGAAAAGGUGUUUUAAAUAUAUAUAAAAACUCUAAAUACUUAAACGUAUUAGCAGUCCCCAAAACAAGAUAGAUCCUACUAGUUACCGACUAUUAUGGUAACAUAACUGAUACUUCACACCUUUAUGUUCAUAUCACUGUUUUUAUCACUGGGUCGGCUGCACAGUAAUGUAAUCAUUCAACUUCAUUUUCAGAAUAUCGGUUUGGAACAUUAUUAUUUGAUAGAUUUGAACAUUUUCUUAUUAAUGGACACGAGUGUGGAACGAUUUCUGUUUUUUUUUUUUUUUUUUUUUUUUUUUUAAAUUUAUUAAUUAUAUGUUAUAUAAUUCAUUUAACAGAUUGUAUAUAAUACAGUAAUAUGCAUUGUAACCAGUAGUAAAUAAACAAGCUAUAACAACAUUUUUUUUCUUAAGCAUUUCAUAGUGAUUUGAUGUUGGUUCUGUAUUUUAUUAGUUUCUUUAGUACUGUACUACAAUAAAUUUAAAUACUGUAUUAUCAUUAGAAUAAUUUUUAUUGAAAGCAAAAAUAAAAAAUACCACUGGAAUGAUAUAAUAGUACGCUAUAGAAAAAUAUACAAUUGCAGCCAUAUAAAAUAUUUAUUCACAUUAUUAAAUAUUACUUUGAUUUUUGUAUAUUGGAAGACGUGCAGGAAACAAUAAUAAAAACUAUUUAAAAAGUUAUACAAUACAAAAUAUAAUGAAGUUAUUACAAUGUGAUAAAUAGACACAAAUAAAAGAGGUGUAUUAAAA
Anneissia japonica is the source of this 2573-nucleotide messenger RNA. RefSeq names its product charged multivesicular body protein 5-like. Gene Ontology annotation, biological process: late endosome to vacuole transport via multivesicular body sorting pathway; vesicle budding from membrane. Bases 100 to 765 code for a protein of 221 amino acids. Lineage: Eukaryota; Metazoa; Echinodermata; Crinoidea; Comatulida; Comatulidae. The transcript is spliced from 7 exons. The record is from RefSeq and is a predicted model, not a curated record. Gene Ontology annotation, cellular component: multivesicular body.